UCUUCUUUUUUUAUAUAAUCUCGGAAUAACUUGUUUCCAAUAUCCGUUUUACUACAGAUGAGUUGUACAGUUGCAGAUGCUGUUAACUACAAGGGUCUCCCUGCUGAUAGAACUAAAACUGGUGGUUGGAUGCCUGCUGCUCUUGUUCUCGGAAUUGAAAUAAAUGAAAGACUUUCAACAAUGGGAAUAGCAGUAAAUCUUGUUACAUACUUGGGUGGUACAAUGCAUUUACCAAGUGCAGCAUCAGCCAAUAUAGUCACAGAUUUCAUGGGCACAGCUUUUCUCCUCUCAUUACUUGGAGGUUUUCUUGCUGAUUCUUUCCUUGGCAGAUACAAAACCAUUGCAAUCUUUGCUCUUAUACAAGCACUGGGAACUGGCAUGUUAACUGUGACAACAGGGUUGCCACAGUUAAGGCCACCUACUUGUCAUCCUCAUGACAAGUACUGCGAACCGGCAAAUGGAUUUCAGAUGGGAAUACUAUACUUGGCUUUAUAUCUAAUAGCAUUAGGCACUGGUGGAUUAAAAUCUAGUGUGUCUGGAUUUGGGACAGAUCAAUUUGAUGAGAAAGACGAAAAGGAAAAAUCACAAAUGGCGUAUUUUUUCAAUAGGUUCUUCAUAUUUAUAAGUAUUGGAACAUUGACAGCAGUUACAGUGCUUGUUUAUGUUCAGGAUGAAGUUGGAAGAAGCUGGGCUUAUGGUAUUUGUUGUAUAUCUAUGGUGAUUGCAAUUAUAAUCUUCUUCGCGGGUACUAAAAGGUAUCGGUACAAGAGAAGUUCAGGAAGUCCUAUAGUUCAAAUAUUUCAAGUUAUUUUGGCUGCUACAAGGAAAAGGAAGAUGGAUGUUCCGUAUGAUGUUGGUUUGCUAUACGAGACGAAUCCAGAGGGUUCAAAGAUUCAACACACUGAUCAAUUUCGGUGUUUGGACAAGGCUGCUAUUGUAGCACAAGGUGAUUUUGAGGAUCAUGAUUUGAAUCCAAAUCCAUGGAAGUUGUGCACGGUUACUCGAGUGGAGGAAGUUAAAAUGAUGGCUAGGUUGAUCCCAAUUUGGGCUACAACUAUCCUUUUCUGGACAACUUAUGCACAAAUGAUCACAUUUUCAGUUGAACAAGCUGCUACUAUGGAACGUAACGUUGGCAAAUUCAAAAUUCCAGCAGGCUCUCUUACUGUCUUUUUUGUCUCUGCCAUCUUAAUCACUUUGAUUAUUUAUGACAGAUUCAUCAUGCCACUAUGGCAGAAGUUGAAAGGAAAACCAGGUUUUACUAGCCUUCAAAAAAUAGCUAUAGGACUUGUGUUGUCUACAAUGGGAAUGGGAAUAGCUGCUUUAGUUGAGAUGAAAAGGUUAUCAGUAGCAAAGUCUACGGGGCGUAACAUAUCAACAUUACCUAUUAGUGUGUUCUAUUUGAUCCCUCAAUUCUUUCUAGUUGGAGCAGGGGAGGGAUUCAUAUACACGGGGCAACUCGAUUUCUUCAUAACACAAUCACCAAAAGGGAUGAAAACUAUGAGCACUGGUCUUUUCUUGACAACACUUGCUCUUGGUUUCUUUGUUAGUAGUUUUCUAGUUUCUAUUAUCAAGAAGGUCACAGGAAGCAUUGGUGGUCAUGAUUGGCUUGCUGAUAACAUAAAUUAUGGAAGGCUUGAUUGUUUCUAUGGACUUCUUGCUAUAUUGGGAGUCAUAAACUUUGUGCUUUAUCUAUUUUGUGCUACAUGGUUCAAGCCAAGGAAAGCUAAAUCUGCUAUAAACAUGGAGACUAUCAACAAUGGAAAUGUGGUUGAGGACAAGUGCUAGGAUUUAGUUUAUAAAUCUUCUCAAUUUAUUGCCUUUGGUGUUGAUUGUAUGAUUUCACUUUCCUUUGCUAUGUUACUUUCCUUUUGAUAAAACAUCUAUUUCAUGUC
This is a messenger RNA of Solanum stenotomum, 1892 nucleotides long. Its product is annotated as protein NRT1/ PTR FAMILY 6.2-like. The transcript is spliced from 4 exons. Gene Ontology annotation, biological process: transmembrane transport; oligopeptide transport. Gene Ontology annotation, cellular component: membrane. The coding region runs from base 58 to 1785 and encodes 575 amino acids. The record is from RefSeq and is a predicted model, not a curated record. Gene Ontology annotation, molecular function: transmembrane transporter activity. Lineage: Eukaryota; Viridiplantae; Streptophyta; Magnoliopsida; Solanales; Solanaceae.